This is a messenger RNA of Schizosaccharomyces cryophilus OY26, 3207 nucleotides long. Its product is annotated as inorganic diphosphatase. The transcript is spliced from 3 exons. Gene Ontology annotation, biological process: phosphate-containing compound metabolic process. Gene Ontology annotation, molecular function: magnesium ion binding; inorganic diphosphate phosphatase activity. The record is from RefSeq and is a predicted model, not a curated record. Lineage: Eukaryota; Fungi; Ascomycota; Schizosaccharomycetes; Schizosaccharomycetales; Schizosaccharomycetaceae. Gene Ontology annotation, cellular component: nucleus; cytoplasm. Bases 1079 to 1933 code for a protein of 284 amino acids.
AAAAAAAAAAGGAAUUACUGGAAUAACAGUAUAUAGAAUUUUAUCGGUUUAUUCCGCAAGGUAUUUUAUUCAGCCUUUAGAAAUGGAUUCUAAAAAAACCUUUGCUUUGUUUUAAAGUAUGUCAUGAUUUAUAUCCUUCUGGAUGUUUCAUGAAUCAUUCAGGAUUACAAUCUUUCCUUCCAAAUAUUGUUGAUCGGUAAUUUUCUCGAAAUGCAUCCUAUGCAUUCCAGUAGCAACACUCACUGAGCUGUUUCUAAUUGAAACGUUAUCAUCGAUUUCGCCGUUUUAUAUUAGAGAAUGUGUGGGUUUCUGUAAAAUGCAUAUUGGAUUUCAUGCUAGCUCUUCACCAGCUACUAACUAUAAUUCUUUUUCUUUAUUCUUUAAUUUCUUGAUUCUUUUUUUAUUAUUUUUUAUACAUCUCGUCUUUGAAGAUUAAAUCAUGAAUUCAACCUCGAAUGCAUGUCUACGCAAUUAUUGAGCAGCGUAGUGAAAUUGUUUCGAGCAUACUCCCGUAUCGUUCGUAUUUUCUCAUUUCCAACGAUUUCUAUUGAAGGACAUUUGACUAUGGUAUCGUGAAAGCAUCAAAAAACAGAAGCAUGAAUCCUUUCAAUAGAUAUCAAAUAGAUGCGAGACAACGUUCUGUCAAGUAUCCAAUGUAACUGCUUAUUUUAAAACACUUAACUAAGCUUUGAAGAAAAUGACUAUCAUGAUCGUUCUAAUUAACUGGAAUUUUACAUUUCCUUCUUCACGACGUUACGUAUUACUUGCUCCAAAGCCGGCUACUCUGAACUGAUUACUGCUUGUAUUAUAUUUUUAAUUUUAUGCUAAUUAUCCUUAAAACUUUCUCCUAGAGAAAAAAAGACAGUUAUCUUAUAAACGAUAUAUUUCAGUAUAAAGCGAUAUAUUCCAUUAAUCAAGCUGUAAAGUGCAAAAGCUCAUAGUACUAUCGCCUCGCUUCUUCAACCUAAAAAGUACUUAAAACUUUUUCACUCUUAUAACUGAUUUCUUACAAUCUUUUCCUUUUUAUUCAACGUUUCAUUUUUUGCUAUAUUUCUUUUUUAUAAAAGUAUUGCUUUUCAUGUCUUCUGCACGUGCAAUAACCAACUUUCUGACAAAAUAUAAGGGAAGACUUCAUACACCGGAUUUUGGUGCCUAUUGUUUUAACAAAGAAAAACCUGUGUCUUUCCUCCAUGAUAUACCUUUGUCUUCGCAAGAAGGAACAUUGAAUCUGGUUGUGGAAAUUCCUCGCUGGACGCAAGCGAAAUGCGAGAUUUCAAACUCAGUACCCUUAAAUCCGAUUAUGCAUGAUAUAAAAAAUAAAAAAAUUCGAUACGUUCAAAACUGUUUUCCAUAUCACGGUUACAUAUGGAAUUAUGGCGCGUUUCCUCAGACAUUCGAGGAUCCAGUCAAGUUGGAUGCACGAACCAAUUUAAAAGGGGAUGGUGACCCAAUAGACGUGUGUGAAAUUGGAGGUUCUAUUGGAUACAUUGGCCAAAUCAAGCAAGUCAAGGUUUUGGGUGCAUUAGCUCUUUUAGACCAAAACGAAACUGACUGGAAGAUCCUAACCAUCGAUAUCAACGACCCGAUGGCUAAUUCUCUUAAUGACAUCGACGACGUAAAAAAGAUCAUGCCUCGUUUGUUAACCUGCACUCGUGAUUGGUUUGCAGUGUAUAAAAUUCCUGAUGGAAAAUCAAAAAAUACAUUUGGUCUUUCAGGAGAGUUUCUUCCAAAAAGUGUUGCUAAGGAAAUCAUUAACGAAUGCCAUACAAGCUGGAAAAUGAGUUCUCAAAGAGCUGAUCAUAUUCAUUCAUUCCUCACGAAUUCAGAAAAGGCUACCCAAAUUACCCAACAUUUAGAAGAAAGGAAGGAAAGCUCAUUCCCAGGAACUUCUUCUUUUCCCUCUAUUGGGUAUUAUUAUCAACUACGUGAAUAGGCCUUUUUGAUACUCACCUAAUUUCCUCCUUUAUUAUCCGAAAGAAUUCAAUUUCUUUUUUUUUUCCUUUUAAUUUUCUUUUCCUGUGCAUAUCCUUGGAUCCUCCAUAAAUACUUUUUUUGUUUUUUUGUUUUUUUUUGUUUUUGUUUUCGGAGUACAUUACCAUACUUGUUUUGAUGCCUGCGACAAUAUAAGGUGAUCUGAUCCAUUUAUACUGCGCUGUUCAUAAAAAAAGGCAUUCUGCUAUCACGAAAAGAUAGAACUGGAUUUACAAAAGGAGCAGCAUAAUUAUCCUCAAGUUGGGUGUUUACAGGUUCAUGUGCUAACACAUCCAUGUUGGAAGAACUAGCUGAAUAAUUUUUCGACUUAUAAUGCUUUCUGCUAUAGUCUUCAUUACAGAGAGGGCAAGAUGCUUUCGAAGUAGUCAUCCAAGUAUCUAUACAUUGAGCAUGAAAAAGAUGCCCACAAGGAAGGACACGUAAAUAAUCAGUAUAAUCAUAAUUUGCAUAGCAGAUUGUACAAAAGUCAUCUUCUUCUUCCUGGUUUGCAUCUUCCGCGUUCAUAGUGAUGUUCGCAUUGUCUUCUCUCGAACAACUUCCCUUUGGUUGACCAUAAUUAUCCAUUUCAUCGGAAACUUUUGAUUCAAAGGAGGAUUUUUCCGAAAAUUUUGUUGUCGAUGAAUUCAUUGACAUUCCUAAGAGAAAGGGGUCCUUGUCGAAAGUAUGUGAAAGUUUAUCAAUUGGAAGAUUAUCACUCUGCACAUUUUGUUUAUUUUUUUCUGCUCUUCUUUUAUAAAGCCAGUCUCUGUAGGUUACUACUGGAGAUAAAUAGCCUAGCUCAUUUUGGGAUAAUGUAGGAGGCUGUUGCCUAUGGCGAGGAAUGUUAUAACCUAACAUGUUGUGAAGUCUUUCUGUUGGGAAUGAAGUAGGAGGUCUUGAAGUGUUCAUCCUGUUCGUUUGAAUUAAAGGAAGAACAUCGUCAUCUUCUUCAUCAAAAUCGAGAAAAUGGAAGCAUGUUAAGCAGUAGCGACAAAUAUAUAUUAAUAUUAGGUUAAAGAAAACAACUGCAAAUAUGAUUGCAAAUGCGAAUGGCAAGACAUCCUUGUUUCCCUCCGAAGAAGUAUCUUCAUCCACUUUCAUGGAAUUAUGUCCCUCCAUUGCAGUCCCGUGUAUCUACUGCAAAAGUAGCAGGCUAAUUAUCUGUAAUAUUUUUGAUGGAAUCCUCAGAUUCAAAAUCUCGUAAGCAUGUAUGAUAAGGUACUCAUUGAAUUUGAU